This is a messenger RNA of Pseudogymnoascus verrucosus, 1671 nucleotides long. RefSeq lists its product as uncharacterized. The transcript is spliced from 3 exons. The coding region runs from base 624 to 1598 and encodes 324 amino acids. The record is from RefSeq and is a predicted model, not a curated record. NCBI's taxonomy places the organism in Eukaryota, Fungi, Ascomycota, Leotiomycetes, Thelebolales, Thelebolaceae.
UUUGGCGUCAUUUUCGUAUCAACACCGAAGUUUAGCCGUCUGAGCUUACGUACCAUAUUAAGGGCGCCUUUGCUCCUAUUUUUGGGAUCAUUCAGAAUAUAGAGGUUUACGUGAUUUAGCGACGGAACCAAACCUCUAAAACCAAACAAACGAUAUUCAAACUUCUCAGUCCUUCCAGCUCCUUGCAACCAUUGCAACCCCAUUUAUGGUUAAUAGUCUAACCGGUCAAGCAGCUGAAAUGAUAUACUAUUGGCCAUUAUAUUCCGCGAAGUAGUGGGCGUUCGUAGUUGCGAAGCUUCAGCGGACAUGUUAAGUAAACUUGGCUGCCCGUCCAACGGGUACUGUGACAUGUUCGGUACAGUAGGAGUUACGGCAGGCGAAAGAGCAAUUACAACACACUGUUACCUUACGAAAUUCGGUGGACUGGCCAUUCUCCUUGACUUUUUAUCAAACCUCGUAGUCAGAACACUCUUUCAAAUAUAUUUAUUCGCCCUCAUGACUUAGGGAUCAGCGCCGAAACCUCGCUUGAAUCCUUGCUCAACUCGCACUACUAUUACCCACCUCCACUUCGCAAUUUUGACUUCGCAGCCGUCCUCCGUCCUCACCCUUCUUGGCACUUCAAUAUGCCAUUCUCAUACUGGCCAGGCGGCAUUCCAUCGUACGUCAAAUUCGACGGAGUUCCUACAGCCGAUGACAAAGUCGACGAAUUGACUAAUGGCUGGAAACUAUUUGUGAAGGAAAAAUGGAUACCCAAACCAUCCGGAGAAGCAAGCCAGGAAUAUGAAGCCAAUCAAAGACGAGCGCUCGUCUCUGAAUGGAUUCAAGCUCCGCAGACUUUGCGAGAUCAAUUCCACGCACGUGCUUUAGAAUCGCCACCGGUCUGGAAUAACCGCGCUGUGAAGCAGUACUUCCCAAGGGGCGAUGUAUCCAGCUUAUCAUGGUACACUUGUAUCGCGCCUCUCGAUACACCUCGCAAUCGAGCCCUGUGGACCAAGCUUCGGAUUCUUUCCUACGACUUCUACGAUUCCAACGAUGGAAUCUGUGAGGUCGGCGUUCUUGAGGCAUCGCCGCAUUCAGCGACUGCUGGUGUAGAGCCUAAGGAUUUCAUGAAGGCAGGAUUUGUAGAGAAUGCUGAUUUCAAUUGGAUGUAUAUGACUGUCCAUGCUACAGUUACUUUUAAGGGUUUGAAUCAAUGGGUUUUCGCCGACCAACGGUCUUUGGAGGACGGCAUGCUUUUGAUUGUAAACAUCGAAUCCAACGGAGAUGUGGUGUUGAACAUGCGGCCAUCUGUUCUGGAGUUAAAUUACCUGUAUAACAUGCACUAUGGGUUGGCGAAAGGGUUGGCAGAGAUACGAGGAAAUGCUGGGUUUGAUGGGGUCCAUGCCGAUGUCGAUGAGGGGGAAUAUGGACAGCGUCUCGAUAUCUCGAAGCCAAUUCUAGAGAUAUUUGCAGAUGUGAAAGCUACAGGACACCUUGAACAGGGCCCUGAUGAAUGGCCAGCACUGAUCGAGCAGAAUGCUCCGGGAUAUCUUGCCCUCGAGGCUGAGGGGAAAGGGGAUGAAUAUGAUCAUUCUCAGUUUACUGAAUGUACGGGUUAACGCGCGUAGUCUAUCACAGCGUCGUGUCAGGGCUACGUAUAUAGUUGGAAGACUCACCAUAAUGAGAGGAUGG